AUGCUGGGCUCUGCCUCAGUGACGGCUUGGCACAUGCGGGUCACUUUAGCAGUGGCCCUGCAAGUGUUCGUGGGGGCACUUGAUCCUCUUGAUGCAGAGCCCCCGCCUGUUGAGACGCCCCAGCGUGAGUCAAGCAAGGAGUCGGGCGACAUCGUUGCACUUCGUCUUUUCAGUCCUGUGCGGUCUACCACACAGGAAGCUAUCAAAGCCGAGGUUAUUGCCGCCGAGGCAGCAUUGGAGAUGCGGGCUGAAGUUGAUGGUCUGCCGGUAGUCUAUGAUUCCCCGGCCGUGUCAAUCUCUCUCCGAAGAGUUAGCCCAGAUGCUCUAAUGCAAAACGGGGCAGAAGUUGAAGCUCCCGAUGGUGCCUCUGUUAAGAUACCGGCAGAUCCACGAAUCAAGGGCCGACACGGUGGCCCGGUCACAGUGACGGUGACCAGCUACCAUGCUGGCGACGCUGUCAAGGAGAUGCCGAAGGUAAAGUAUGGAGCACAGCAGCAGAUGCGAGCUGAUCCAGAUCUCAACACUGAACACAAUUCAAGCCUUGAAGAACAGGCGAAUGCGUCAAACCAGACCCAAAAUGGGACCAAAAAUGAUCGUGUCGAUUUCUUUAUGACGAAAACCAGCGUUAGCUGGCGAGGCACUGUCGAUGUGAAGGUGCCUGGGUUGUCAGCUCAGGUUCCUGCACACGAUCGCCCUUGGACUCCGUAUGGCGAGAGCGUGCUCUACCCUGAAGAGAAAGCAGGAGUUCGGGAAGAAUUGGAACGCCUGGCAGCGUUGCAAGACAAUGAUGAAAGGCUGCGCGGAUGCCGUAAGCUGGCAAGACAGUGGCAUCCAGACAAGCAUCCACCUGAAGACCGUGAGAAGGCCACCGAAAUCUUUGAGUACAUGCAGGAACUGCGUUUGGCCUUGGGCUUGUCGGCGAGGGGCCAUGGAGAAGUCUCGCCAUGGUUGCACUCUGCUGCGCUGGCCUACCAGUGCGAAGUCCGCGAGCAUGGAGUUUCUGCAACUCCUGUCUCAGUCCUGCUGUACAAUACAGAACGGUCUGUGUCGACGGAGCAUGAGGCACCAACAUCCUUAAGUGACAAGAUCUUGACUAUAACAGGAACCAGGGAGCAGAAAGAGCAAGCGUUGACUAGUAUUGUUGCCGACCUAUUGGAAUUUCAAGGAGUUCCCGAAGAUUCACCUGAUAUUUGCGUGCUUGUGAUGCCGUCGUGUGCAAUCGGUGCGGUGAUUGGCACUAAAGGGGCCAAAAUCAGUGAAAUCAUGGCAGAGUCUGGCACUGUCGGUUGCCUUAGUUGUGACAUUGACGUCGGCAGAGAAUGCAUCACGGGGAUGCCUGACAAUCCAGUUGUGUUAAAAGGGCAGCGCUCACAGAUUGUCAGAGCAGCAGUGCUCGCCAACGAUGUGUUGCAGGACUUGGCCGACAAGGGCCGUGUAAAUGCCGAUGACUUUCGGUACGUCCCGGGCCGAACACCGGCGCCGAGGCUUGGCAGUCGCGGAACAUUCUCUUCCUGCGCAGCCGCGCGGUUCCUUUUCGACAAAGAGUUCGCAGGGUUCAUAAUCGGAAAGGGUGGUGAAAAGAUCACGAGAAUCCGAGAUCAGACUGGGGCGACACUACAGUUUCGAGGUUCUGCUGAGGAGGUGGCACUCUUCCUGGGUCCGGAUGACCGCAUUCUAGACAUUCGUGGAGCUGCGACACAGCGCAACCAGGCAGUCGAAUUCUGUUUCAAGGAAAUGGAGUCCGCCCCGCAGCCCAUCCAGGAGACGCGUGUCUUCAUCCCUCUAGCUGUGCCAGAGGCGCCACUGGAAGAAACAGUGGCGAGAACUGGGGCAUCGUGCAGCCUGUCGCAGGACGUGCACAUCACCAGCCCAGAGAGUGCAGAACGCAUAGUCCGACUGGAGGGUGCACCGUCAGAGCGGCUCGCCGCAACUCUGGGCCUGCUUGCGAAGGCAGAUGAGUACGCAACUGCAAGUGUGCCAUCAGCACGUCCCCCUGUGGCAGCUGUGGCACCCCGUACGGACCGUCCCAAUGGCAUUGCUGCACCUUCAGUGCCAUCAGCAUUAGUGGCACAAAGCAAGGAGGAAGAUAGCAGUGAGCAGCGGAUAGAGCCAGAAACGGGCAAAGCAUAUACCUUCGCAGAAUUUCGGGUAGCUUUUGCCGGCACGUAUUCCGAACAAGACAUCUGCGACUAUUGGCGAGAUGCCUGCACGCCAGUUCAGAAGCGAGAGCGAGGCGAAGGUUCUGCGGGCCCUGGGCACGUGGAUCACGCGGACCACGUGGAUCCGGAGCCGGUGCAAGUGCAGGCAAAGCUCUCCAACCAACACCAGCCCGAUGGGCCGGGUUCGGAGCAUGCCAACCUAGCAGAUUGCAAGGAGGUCAAGGAGGCCGACCUGAGGACCAGCCCUCCGGAGCAGAAAGCCUCAACGGACCCAGCACCGUCGAGGGAUGUUCCGAGCAGCGCCGCGGUCUCCCUUCCCCAAUGGCGCGAGCACCUGGUGGAAGCUCCGCGGUCACAGCUGCAUGUCGUCUUGCCAACUGCCCUAGUGAAGGGCCCAUUGGUCCAGCAGGGGUUCUUGGCUGAGAUAGCCGUGGGUUGCCAUGUUCAGAUCGACGUUUGUGGCGAGAUCGCUUCGGGGCAGCUACACGUGAUCCUGUCAGGCACUGGCGCAGCCAACGCCAUGGCCGUGGUCGCACUCCAGUGUGCAGGUGAUCCGACGGUCCCGUCUCCAGAUGUUAGGCCCGAAGUGCUGCUGACCAGAGCAGCAGUGAUGGGCUCUGAGACUGGGGCCGUUGCAGCCCACAAGCUUGAUGAUGUCAUGAAGAGACGAAGGGAGGUCUGCGCAGAGUUCGAGUCCAACCCUGCUGCCACAACAGCCGAUGCAACGUGUGCCAUCAAGAACGGAUACAGCUGGAAUCCCAACACUUCCGACAUGACCCAGAAGAGGCAGCCAACAUCCGACAUGCAGCUGCAAUCGCUGCUUUCCGAAAGGCGUGGGAGAUGCCAUGUUCUAGAAAGCAGCCCAGCCCCGGUAAUUGCAGACGCGCUGUGGAAUCGGACGCCAGCGCCUCUACAGGCAUACCAACAUCAUUGCAGGACAACUGCCACGGAGCAUGCAACAGGGCUGCGAUCGGAAGAACAUCCGCAGGGCCUUGAUGCGACGCCAUCCAUGCCUUCUCGAAAUUAUGGCAUGGAAAAGCCUUUAGAAAUCAAGUGGUCCAGCUGGUUAGAUGCACUACAGGUGGCUGGAUCUUCACACAAUCCUGAUCAAUCUGAGAAGGCAUCAGCUGCGACGGCGCGCUUGCUGCAGCUCAUUGCCUGGCACGAUGACACCCUCACCACCAGCCUACGCAGGAUGCUUGCUGAAGCCUUCGUGCGCAAGCAUCUUUCCUUCCUCAGUUUCGAACAAGACCAUUUGGAUGCAGUCAUUGUCGUCCUUCUGCGCUACCACAGCCCAGCAAUGCUGCCCAGACUUGUAGGCCCAGUUCCUUCGACAGAGACGGAAGGGGGUGAGAGUACCGCUGGCUUGCUUGAUCAAGCGGCUGCUAGCCCGGUGCUCGAUUUACUUCUGGGCAGGCCGUGCAUGUCGGGAUUAGAAUGCGAAGACGCUUCUGCUGCACUGGCGCUGCUGCAGAUCUGCGAUGAGACGGUGCGAAGUGGAAGCGAGAUAAUUCUUGUGUUCGUCAUCGUCGCUGUGUUGGCUAGUCCUGACUUGUCCUUAUCGGACAGCAAGUCUGCGCUUCUGCUGUGGAGUUCCGCAGAAAGCUUGUUGGCUUCGACUCCUCGCUCGAUGCUUGGAAGCCUGGCGGCUGGGGCGCGUGACCAGGCCCUGCGUCUGCCCGUUGGUUCUGUUGCGGCCGAUGAGGUUCUCCAUCAUGUCUAUGAGCGUCCAGACAGCCAGUGGCGACUUGUUGUUGUAGACAUCCGAGACUCAAGUUUGGCCAGUCUCCCGGUCUGUUUGCGAUUGCCGGCAGCCUCGAAUUUUGAAGAGUUUGCAGCGAGCCUCCCAGCCGAGCACGCCCUUCACUUCUGCAUCAUUGCAGAUGAUCCGUUAGAGGCCUUGAAGCUGUGCCUCCACAUUUCAGGACCCAGUGGGGCCUGUCGACCCCACAUAUCCCUGGCUGAAGGUGGCUGGCGGGCGGUCGAAGAGCUAGCGCUAGCCCUAGGCCUCGAGCUUUUGCCAGGAGUCAGGGAAUGCACUGAGAUGGACGAGGCCGACAAUGCGCACGGAAUUGCUGGUACAGUAGUUGAAGUUGCCGAACAUGUGGCAUCGCUGACAUCUGUGGCAGCAUCAGUAGCUUUUAGAGGUGCUUUCUGGGCCACAGGCGUCCAUGCAACAAAGCAUGGAGCGGAGAUUUAUACCGAUGAAUUAAUGGAAGUGUGA
Symbiodinium necroappetens is the source of this 4383-nucleotide messenger RNA. The record is from the annotation of a GenBank genome assembly. Lineage: Eukaryota; Dinophyceae; Suessiales; Symbiodiniaceae.